GGUCAGUGGCUGUGAUGAACCUUGUCCCUACGCCGAGCCCUGGGUCACUGAUCCAGCUAUGGAGAGAGCUGCAGAUCUGCAGAACACAGCCUCGUUAACUCUGAAGUUUAAGUUUAACCCAAAGCUGGGAAUUGAUAAUCCUGUCCUCUCCCUGGCCGAAGACCACAACCCCUCUGAUCCCUGGAGCCUGGAGCGGCCUCGCUUCUGUUUGCUGAGCAAAGAGGAGGGCAAGAGUUUUGGCUUCCACCUACGGCAGGAGCUGGGCAAGGCUGGUCAUGUGGUGUGCAGGGUGGACCCAGGCACCUCUGCCCAGCGCCAGGGUCUCCAGGAAGGAGACAGGAUCCUGGGGGUGAACAACAACGCUGUGGAACACGAGGACUAUGCGGUGGUGGUACGCCGCAUCCGGGCCAGCAGUCCUCGGGUGUUGCUGACAGUCUUGGCACGGCAUGUACAUGAUGUGGCCCGAGCUCAGCUGGGAGAAGAUGCCCACCUCUGUCCUACCCUAGGCCCAGGGGUCCGGCCCCGGCUGUGCCAUAUAGUGAAAGAUGAGGGUGGUUUUGGCUUCAGUGUCACCCAUGGCAAUCAGGGUUCUUUCUGGUUGGUGCUAAGUACUGGAGGAGCAGCUGAGAGGGCAGGGGUGCCCCCCGGGGCCCGGCUGCUGGAAGUCAAUGGGGUCAGUGUGGAGAAGUUCACUCACAACCAACUCACCAGGAAGCUUUGGCAGAGUGGACAGCAGGUGACCUUGCUGGUGGCAGGGCCAGAGGUGGAGGAACAGUGUCGCCAGCUGGGAAUGCCCCUGGCUGCACCCCUGGCAGAGGGCUGGGCACUGCCUACCAAGCCCCGAUGUCUGCACCUACAGAAAGGGCCCCGGGGUUUUGGGUUCCUGCUCCGGGAGGAAAAGGGCCUUGAUGGUCGCCCUGGACAGUUCCUGUGGGAUGUAGAUCCAGGACUGCCAGCUAAGAAGGCUGGGAUGCAGGCUGGGGACCGGCUGGUGGCUGUGGCUGGGGAGAGCGUGGAGGGACUGGGCCAUGAGGAGACAGUGUCCAGGAUCCAGGCGCAGGGCUCCUGUGUCUCCCUCAUUGUCGUCGAUCCCGAUGCCGACCGCUUCUUCAGCAUGGUUCGCCUAUCCCCACUCCUCUUCCUGGAGAACACAGAGGCUCCUGCCUCUCCCCAGGGCGGUGGCUCAGCCUCUCUGGUUGAGACAGAGGACCCUUCACUUGAAGACACAGAUGUGCCUUCUGUCCCUCUUGGCUCCCGCCAGUUCUCUCUGUACCCUGGGCCUGGUGGCGGCUAUGGCUUCCGACUCAGCUGUGUGGCCGGUGGGCCUCGACUCUUCAUCUCCCAGGUGACUCCAGGAGGCUCAGCUGCCCGGGCUGGGCUGCGAGUGGGAGACGUGAUCCUGGAAGUGAACGGGUACCCCGUUGGGGAACAGAAUGACCUGGAGAGGCUUCAGCAGCUGCCUGAGGCUGAGCCACCCCUCUGCCUGAAGCUGGCAGCCAGGUCUCCAUGGGGCUUGGAAGCCUGGAUUCCCCCUGGGGCUGUAGAGGACUGGGCUCUGGCCUCGGACCUGCUAUAGAGCAUCACUGCUUGGUACAGACAUACCAGGGGCUAUCCUGUCUUCACUCUGAAGCCCGAGGUGUUGGAGGCAGGAUGCUCUCUCUAAGCCAGACCGGAGGGACUCAGACAUCAUCCAUCACAGGCUGGCCCAGGCACUCCCUCCCUUCCCGCAGACCCACCUCCCAGCAGAGGGUAUGGCGGAAGGCCUCAGGCAGGCCCCUGAAGAAGUCUGAGGCUCCAGAAGAUGUCAUCUGGGAGCUUUGGAGAGCUGUGUCCCAAGGAUGAAGGUGUGGCUGUGGGGCUGGCUAGGAUUGAAACCACCUGGACCUUUUCUAGAUAUGACUCCACAACCCUUGAGUGUAAUACAAGAAUUUGGAGAACAGCUAUGCCUGCCCUCUGUGGGCACCUUAACACUGUGGAGGGUGGUGCCUGGGCACCGUUGUACUUGUUAGAGAAAUGGCCGUUCCCCAUAAAUCUGACUGCCUGUGUUUGUGUUGGUGGGGGUAAGGGGCAGUGGUCUGAAGGGACCCAAAGGGCCUCAGGCUCAAGGGGUAGGACCUGGCUUUUGCAGGAGACAGGUUGAGACCUGAUCAAAUUUCUUUCCUAUCACUCAGUCUCAGAUUAAUGGAUCAACCCAGAACUGAGAUGUCCCCAGGAGAGCCACUCCUAAAAAUAAAAAUAAUAAAAAAAAAAA
Molecule: messenger RNA, 2251 nt
Organism: Cebus imitator (Panamanian white-faced capuchin)
Lineage: Eukaryota; Metazoa; Chordata; Mammalia; Primates; Cebidae
Gene: NHERF4
Product: PDZ domain containing 3
Exons: 11
Coding region: 59-1576 (505 amino acids)
Biological process (GO): protein localization to plasma membrane
Cellular component (GO): apical plasma membrane
Molecular function (GO): protein-membrane adaptor activity; signaling receptor binding
Source: RefSeq, a predicted model, not a curated record